AUGAAAUUUUUCGUGUGUUUAUCCCUCCUCGCUACCGCCGCAUCAGCCCGCUCGAGCAUCGUCCCCGUCAACGAGCGGUGUGUCGACUCCAUAACAACAGCAUACACAUACGUAACCUUCGCUGGCUCGCCAUCACGGAAAUUCCUAGAGCAGCGAUGUCGGAACCCCCUUGCCGUGACGUCGAUCUAUGCUUCGGCCGAUAUCUACUGUCGACCGAAUGAACGGGAAGCUGGGAUCCGACGGCUCGAGUGGAUGUGUGAGGAGGCGGACCUGGAAUUGUUGUCGAGGGAGAAGGUCAAGGAGAAUCUGACAGAGGACGCCAUUUUACACAUGAGGAGGGUGGACUAUUUGGAGUUGGAUAUGGGGACCCCGGUUAGGUAUCCUGUUCUGCUUUCGGCCGAGCAUUAUCGCAGGGUGUUUUUGACGAUGAAUACGUGGGCGUAUGAGAGCUGGACGCAUUAUGCAUAUGGGUAUGCUUUCCUCGUGCCGCUGACCGCGAUGUCUAACCAGUCAAUGCAGAUACAUCGGCUACCUGUACUGGGCAUGCAUUCUCUCGCUAGGGAUGCUGAACAAGAUGCUGAACCACUUCAUCAUCUCCCGUUACGAAGAGAGAACCCUGCUCUCGCGACACUCGCCCUUACGACGAAUCUCCCACUUCCUCCAAACACACCUCCUCGUCCCGACUGCCUUCCCCUCCCACGGCCGGGAGUUGCUCUGUUGGACAUUCUCAAAUCGUGCCGAGGCCCUCGUCACCCUCGGCUUCUGGAUUCUCAGCACCCUUCUCUGCGCCGAAUAAUCUCGUUCGCGAAUCUACCGCUCCUCUGGCUCUUCGCUGGCCGCAAUAAUAUCUGCGCGUGGGCGACGGGGUGGAAUUUCGCGACGUUCAACGUAUUUCAUCGGCAUGUUGCGUGGAUUGCGACGAUCCAGGCCGUCGUACAUACCGUGCUUUAUCUCGUGCUGUUUUUCCAGAACUCGAAUCCGUGGAGGAAGCUUCAGAAACCCUACCUUUUAUGGGGGACCUUGGCAAUGGCCCUGAUGCUACUCAUCCUCCCCCCGGCAGUGACCUGGUUUCGACACCGCGCCUACGAAACAUUCCUGUUCAUCCACAUCGUCUUCUCAAUCGGACUCCUUGUCGGGUGUUUCUACCACACCAUCAUCUUCGAAACCCACGAGUACUGGUUCUACCUCUGGCUCCCCGUCGGGAUCUGGGCCUUCGAUCGCGGCCUGCGAAUUCUCCGGGUUGUAUACUGCAACAUCCACGUCCACGUCCUCUCAAAUUCCAGACACAAAAAGAAGAUCCAGCUCCAGACCACAACAAGCACAGCAUCCUACGACGAAGCCGCCGACCUGAUCCGCCUCGACGUCAUCCCCGGCGCUGGUGCUGGCACUGAUAUCCGUCUCCGCCCCGGACCCGGACAGUACUACUUCCUCUACCAGCCCUUCAGAUGGACAGGGUGGGAAAGUCACCCGUUCACGCUGGGCAGCUGGGGAUACAUAGUUCGCCCGGCAGAAGGCAACCUUAAGUACACCUCCAAAUCCGGCCAGACAACGCCCACAGCGCUAAAAGGCGACGAGGAAGUCGACGUCUCGCAGAUCCCGCUGCUGUCUGACUCGUCCUCGGAUAGUCACGCUACCUUGACACACGCCCACACCGAUGGACCCUCUGGGGAGGUAAACGUGCAGCUCAAACUAACCUUCUACAUCCGCCCCUACAACGGGUGGACGCGCGCCCUGCGCGACCAGUGCCGCGCCUCACCGAAUCUCUCAAGUACCAGUACAAGCACGAUCCUCCUCGAGGGACCCUACGGGACUGAAUUCCCGGUGUGGCGGUAUGAAUCCGUCCUCCUGAUUGCGGGGGGGACGGGGAUCGCGUCGGCGGUGCCGUAUAUCCAGGACCACAUUGCGCGGUCGGCGGGUGGAGACCAUGAAGAAGGUGCUGGCGAUGAGGAAGCCGAGGGGCCGGGUACAAGAACAAGGGUGCGCAAUAUGCAACUCCUCUGGGUAACGCGACAAGAAGAGUUCAUUCGUGAUCUCGCACGCAAUGAACUUGGUCCCGCGCUAGGGAGAGGUGAUUUCACGGCGAGCUUUUUCGCGACGGCGACGGCGUCUGAUGCUUCCGCCCUUUCGCGAACUGGCCAGAGACAGCGACAGUACCCGCGCUCGCGAGUAUCAGAUGCGCGACAACCAAAUAUCGGUAUCCCCACAAUAGUACCCGGAGCUGAACGGUUGGGCAGCGGUGUGGAUGUUGAUAUCACACCCGGCCGCCCGAAUCUAGAGAAGAUCAUCGCCACCUUCGCAGAAGAGGCGCACGCUAGUGAUUCUUCUGCGGCGGUGCUAGUCUGUGGGCCGCAGCGGAUGGCGGAUGAGGUUAGGGCUGCGGUUGUUUGGGCGUUGGGGCGCGGGAUGGUGGUGAGUCCACUCCUGAUGUCUAUAACAUCAACCAGCCUCAACCAAGUGCAAUUCACCAUUAUGACCCUCGACCUCCUCGCAACCGCCGUCCUGGCCACCGCAAUCCCGCACGCCCCGUCCCCUGCCCACAGCACCACCAACGCCGCGCUCAUCUUGCAAGCGCAACAUAACCCUCGAGCAUGCAGCGAUACCAUUUAG
Molecule: messenger RNA, 2607 nt
Organism: Aspergillus mulundensis
Lineage: Eukaryota; Fungi; Ascomycota; Eurotiomycetes; Eurotiales; Aspergillaceae
Product: ferric reductase family protein
Exons: 7
Coding region: 1-2607 (868 amino acids)
Biological process (GO): copper ion import; intracellular iron ion homeostasis; iron ion transport
Cellular component (GO): plasma membrane
Molecular function (GO): ferric-chelate reductase activity
Source: RefSeq, a predicted model, not a curated record